CAAACGCUAUCGAAAUGCCAAAGUGGGCACAUCUCGGUCUAGCGGCUCUCCUUCUAAUUUCCACCUCCCAGGGGGGAGCUGCGGACAUCGAUUGGUGGGAGAACGCCUCGCUUUACCAGAUAUAUCCGCGCUCCUUCCAGGACAGCGAUGGCGAUGGCAUCGGGGACCUGAAAGGCAUUACUUCGAGGCUGGGCUAUCUUAAGGAAAUAGGCAUCACGGCCACCUGGCUGUCGCCCAUUUUUACCUCGCCCAUGUCGGAUUUCGGCUACGACAUCUCCAACUUUUACGACAUCGAUCCGAUAUUCGGCACUCUCGACGAUUUCGAUGCCCUGAUAGUGGAGGCCAAGUCGCUGGGCGUAAAGAUCAUCCUCGACUUUGUACCCAACCAUUCCAGUGACGAGAACGUGUGGUUUGAAAAGUCAGUGAAUCGCGAAGACGGCUACGAUGACUUCUACGUGUGGGACGAUGGAAAGCUGAAUGAGGAAACUGGUGGAAGAGAUCCUCCCUCUAACUGGGUCAGUGUGUUCAGCGGACCCAUGUGGACGUGGAACGAAAAGCGCCAGCAGUUCUUCCUGCACCAGUUUCAGGUGAAGCAACCGGAUCUAAACUUUACCAAUCCAAUGGUCAGGGAGCACAUGCUGGAUGUCUUGAAGUUUUGGCUGGACCGCGGAGUUGAUGGAUUCCGUAUUGAUGCAGUUCCACACAUCUACGAGCACCGCAAUGCAGACGGCUCCUAUCCGGAUGAACCGGUAAGCGGCUGGAGUAGUGACCCCAACGCCUACGACUACCACGAUCACAUCUACACCAAGGAUCAGCCGGCCACGGUGGAUCUCAUGUACGAGUGGCGGGAGUUUUUGGAUAACUAUCGGGAGCAGAAUGGAGGCGAUUCACGGGUUCUGUUGGCCGAGGCCUAUUCCUCCGUGGAGACUCUGAGUGCUUAUUUCGGAAACAGCACCCAUCAGGGUACCCAGCUGCCCAUGAACUUCCAGUUGAUGUAUCUCAGUGGCUACUCAACCGCAGAGGACGUUGUGGGCUCCAUCGACUACUGGAUGAAUACCAUGUGGAAGGAGCACCAAACGGCCAACUGGGUCGUUGGCAAUCACGACACAAACAGAGUUGCUGAUCGUAUGGGAGCUCACGAAGUGGAUCUGCUCAAUGUGAUCGUAAACGCCCUGCCAGGUGCUUCUGUGACCUACUACGGCGAGGAAAUCGGCAUGUCCAACGUGGACGUGGAGUGUACCGGCGACUCUUGCGAAGAUCGCGACGGAGAGCGCACGCCAAUGCAGUGGACGGCUGGAAAGAACGCCGACUUUUCUGAUGGGCAGUCCACCUGGCUACCCCUAAGCCCCGAAUAUCAGAGGUACAAUGUGCAGACGGAACGCGGUGUUUCCAGAUCUUCCCUUAACAUCUUCAAGGGUCUCCAGGCUCUUAAGAGCAGUGCCGCCUUUCUUGCGUUCAAGGAGGAUGGCGGUUUCUCCUAUGAGGCGGUGACGAAACAGGUUCUACAGAUCAUCCGCACAAACAAGAUCAGCGAGGAGUAUCGAAUCCUGGUUAACAUGGGCAACGAUAUGGAAAUCCUCGAUGGGCUGGCCUCCAAAACCUACGAGUAUGUGCUGGUCACCGCCUACUCCACACACUAUCCGGGGCAAAAAGCAUAUCUGUCGGAGAGAAUCAUUCUCAUGCCCUACGAAGCAGUCGUUUUGCGCUGGUUGGCUUAACUUGUACUUAUUUUGUUGUAUCAAGGAGUACUUGUUUAUUUCGCGUUUAUCAGUAUCGAAUGGGGUCCCCCAUAAAGAUAAGCCCUGUUUCUGACAGAAGUUCGACGCAAGUGUUCCCAGAAAUAUAUUAAACCGAACUUUGAGUGCCAAUUACCACAUCUAGAUUUUAUAGACACCCACUUAAGAUAUAGGCAUUUGGCCUUAGCUAUCGCUAUGGAUUAACCUGGAUAUCAACGGAUCGACAGUAAUCCUACGAAUAAUCGACCAAUAAAUGAAAUGACUAUUAUUCAAGACUUCCAGUAGCCUUACCUAUCGCUGUGGAUUAAGCUGGGAAUCAACGCGAUCGACAGCAAUCGAACCAAUUACCUAAUUGACCAAUAAAUGAGGUGACUAUUA
This is a messenger RNA of Drosophila erecta, 2114 nucleotides long. RefSeq names its product maltase A2. Gene Ontology annotation, biological process: carbohydrate metabolic process. Lineage: Eukaryota; Metazoa; Arthropoda; Insecta; Diptera; Drosophilidae. Bases 15 to 1718 code for a protein of 567 amino acids. The record is from RefSeq and is a predicted model, not a curated record. The transcript is spliced from 3 exons.